GAUUUGGGCUAGCCACACUUGCCAGCACAACCAGGAGAACAAUCGACAUAACACCCAGUAGAACUUCUCGUGUCUCGCCUUCGACAUCACGGCAGAGGAUUCCUUCGCUGCUCCUUCGGCGGCGCAGAUCGACAAUGAAGACGAUUUUUGCUGCCUGUUUUGUUGCCAUUCUGUUGGCCCAAACUGAAGCUCAACCAGUCAAGAAUGGCUACCAGAAUGUGAACAACCACGUCAUCCAAAAACGACAUGUGCAGGUCGUUGACGGCGUUGAACAGAAUGGCGAGGAACAGAAAGCAGGUGACCACGUGGUCCAGAAGAGAGAGGUUCAGGUCGCUGGCAGUGCGAGGCAGGAUGGAGACGAACAGAAUAUAGAUGACCAUAUUAUCCAGAAGCGAGAUGUUCAGCAAGUGGAGGGCCGAGCCAGGCAGGACAGCGAAGUGCAGGAAGCCCACAGCCGCCUGGGUAACUACGCCAUCCAAGGGAAAGGCUUCCAGAGGGUCGUGGCCAGUGACGAAGGAGGACCCAUCAUACAGCUCCAUCAAGAUGCAUUGACAGCUGGCUGCAGAAGCGGCAUAAACUGCCCCAAACCAGUGAACGAAGAGGGCGAAGAAUAAACAGUCCUUUUCACAAGCAUUAGAAAGUAAACAAAGAUAAGAAUCAUUAUCAUGGUUUUGUUUUGAAAUGGUUUGGCGUAAGAUGAUUAAUAAAUAUUGAUCUUUUUCUGCUCUCAUUGAUUAUUGAUAGUUAUUUCUCGACUUCGUUUUCUGAGUCAGUCAUCAGUUGUGACUUUUUGCCUUUCUGUAAUCUAAUAUAAUAAAGUAAAUGAAUUAUUCGAUUGAAAAGAAUCCUAUACAUUUUAAACAAACAUUAGAUUAAGGAAUUGUAGUCCAGAGGUUUUAUGAAGCUAAAUAGAUUACACAUCCAAGUGAAAAUAAGUUCAGUGAAUUUAGUCUGUAGUUUUCCUAGUGUAAUAAAUGUAUAAAUGCACUAACGAAACCCGCCAUUGGAAUAAACAGGGAACUGAG
Molecule: messenger RNA, 1025 nt
Organism: Penaeus vannamei (Pacific white shrimp)
Lineage: Eukaryota; Metazoa; Arthropoda; Malacostraca; Decapoda; Penaeidae
Source: RefSeq, a predicted model, not a curated record